Glossina fuscipes is the source of this 6831-nucleotide messenger RNA. RefSeq lists its product as uncharacterized. Gene Ontology annotation, molecular function: calcium ion binding. The coding region runs from base 2070 to 6599 and encodes 1509 amino acids. NCBI's taxonomy places the organism in Eukaryota, Metazoa, Arthropoda, Insecta, Diptera, Glossinidae. The record is from RefSeq and is a predicted model, not a curated record. The transcript has 18 exons.
GUUUAAAAACACCAAAAAAAAAAAAAAACAAUUCAUUUGAAAAAAUGCUUAAGGCAAGCGCCUUGUGACGAACAAUUGCCUACAAUUUUUUUAACUGGCUUAACUAAACGAAAACCAGGUCUUUACGCUGUGCUUGCAUGCCAGACGCACUUGAUAAGCGUAUUUUAUAAAAUCUACUCGAUUUUAGAUUUUGGUUAGUAAACGCUUUCUAAGUCAAUUUGCGCUUGCCUGUCCAUUUGUCCGUCUGCCUGUCUGCUUGUUCUGUUUUUUUUGUUUUCCACCCGCAGGCUGGAAUUUUUUUAAAACAUUUUCAUGAAAUUUGGUACAGUGGAGUAUUCUGGACAAACGAACGCUAAUGAAAAUGGUUCGGUUCGAAAUAUCAAAAAUCGCGCAAAAUCAAAUGUGUUAACAUCCUGUUCAUAAUACUUUAGUUACAUUAAAGGUUUUAAAAGGACCGACACAAUAACAGGAAACUCUUAAAAUUUCUCUGUUUCAAAGAGUUAAAGAAUUUCGAUUCUUGAUUUAUUUGAUGCAGCCAGACACAAGCGUUUCAUUUCUAGACGUCUUGGACCGUUUUCCAGUGGACCAAUGAAAGAGGAAGACUUUUCGUUCGAAAACUUUACGGCGCGGCUUUUAUCUCUUACUACAUUAACAAUGAAUUCUCAUAAUCCAUUUAGUAUAGUAAUUUGUUCAUUUGUUAAUGUUGUUAACAUGAUUUCACAUUCAUUCAAACCCUACUUUAUUUCAUCGAGAAUAGGAAAUUGUUGGUUAAAAACCUUCUAUAAUAAGGUUUUUGCUCAAAUAUUCCUCCUGAAAAGAAAUUGUAAAUAUUUAACGAAAGGCUAAUGGAAUUUUGAUGUUUGCUAAUUAAGUAAAAGGUCACAUUAUAACUUUAUUUUGACUGUUUUCACCGAAUUUGAGUUAUUAACGCAUUUUUUAAAAAAGACAAGAAAUCUUAUUUAGUCAAUAAUUUGCAAAAAUUCAGCUGCAGGAAAGAUUGAAAUGGAGUAAGCAAACUUAAAAUCACAUAUGGCAAUACAAUCUAAGAAAAAAGAGGUACAAAGUAUUUGAAAGGUCCCCACGUUUUAUAAACACACACAUAUUACAAACCAGUGUUCGCAAGCUCACAGCUUAAUGCAAUCGGGCAUACCUGAUCGCAGCUAUAAUUCUCUCCAUUAGCAACUGUAUGUCUGGCCUUCAGGCAUGUCUUUCUGGAUUAAUAAAGUUUUGCAAUUGAAUUUUAAAAAAUAUCAUUAUAACAUCUUCAACACACAAAACUGUGGUUAGAAAAGAAGAGCAGAAGAACAAAAACAAUAACAUCGACUCAAAAAGUUAUCGACUGCGACAGCGACGAGAACGGCGACGCCGCAGACAGCUUGACUUUAGAUCAAACGUUACACACAUACAAACACUCAUACAAACAUACACAAAAAAAAAACACUCGCUCGCAUACACACAGAUACACACAUACACUCACACAUUAACAUUCCGAAAUUAUUACCAGCAGCAUUGACAUUACAUCAAUAGCAGGUUAUGUCGUUGCAGUCAUAACCAAGUAAAACUACUACUACACUAAUAGCAACAACAAGAACAAUAAAAAUUUUAUCAAAAUAAACAGCAAAUAACCUAAAACGUUGUCAGUUACAGUACAAAAAAAAAUAAAAAAAAAAAAAAAUAAGAAGGAAUAAGACAGAAACAGAAACAUAACACAAGCAACGUUACUCUCACGACUUUAACAGACUUAAUUGCACUCAAUCAUCGUGCCAGUAUUAUUAUCUUCGCCGUCAUCGUCAUCGUAUCAAAAUCAACGUCAACACCAUUAUCGGUAUACCUUUUUGUAACCUGAAACAACUACUAAACUAAAACAUACAAAUUCGGAGGUCAAUUUCAGUUAGAGUCAAACGAUUAUUUGCAAAACAUCCGGCUAUCAACAGCCAACAAGCAACAACAGCUCGCCCACUCCGAUACCACAACAGCAGUGGCAGCCAGCAGCAGCGACAACAGCAUUAACGGCAAAAUAACAAUAACAACAGCAACAACAAUAAUAAAAGCAAAACAACAGCUGCAAUAUGAGGAAAGCAAAGGAUAAUAUGAUGCUGAUGCACGGUUUCAUAUUAGUAACUAUUUUGGCAACAGCAAAAAGUGCCGAAGCGGAAAUUACUAUGGAGGCAGCCUUUCAAGGACACUGUGGUCACACAAGUCCCUGCGAACAACUGUGUUAUGAGAUUCAUGAUGGCAUGUACGAGUGCGAUUGCAUCGAAGGUUAUGAACUCAAUAAAAACGGUUAUAGCUGUCAAGUAAUAAAUUCUACCAGUAACAAUGACGGUCACAGUAAAUCCGACGAGGACGUUCUUUAUCAGAAGGGAGCGUCGUUUAGCGCCAAAUUGGCGAAUGAUAAUAGUGGCAGCAAUCAUCUAAGCCCAAGCUAUGCAUCUUCAUCGGCUCUAACGUCAUCGUCUUCGUCCGAUGAAUCGGAUGAGGAUGAUUCCAUUUAUAUAAGUGAUGAUAUCAGCGAACAGCAACAACAACAAGAACAAGAACAGCAGCAACAAAAAGUCAAUUCCAACGAUUAUUACAUAUCAAAUGAAAAUAUUAUUAAUAACAACAACUAUAACUAUAAUAAUUUCAAUGAAAAUCUUAACAAUAAUAAUAAUAAUAAUGAUAAUGACAACAACGGCAACCAAAAUAAUUACGACAAUGAUAAACAUUAUCAAAAUGCACGUCAAGCAUACAGAAUAAAUUUAAGCACCGAGAAGCCAUUAAAUUUGAUAAUAUUUCGCAAUAAAGAAAAUAGAAAUAAUUUAUCAUCACCACCAACAUCAAUUACGUUAACAGGAACACCAAAAACAGCAGCCGCUAUCGGUAAUGGCAUCAUCCCUACCGUUAUGAGUGUACCAGAAUCAAUGUUAAAUAUAAACAUCGAUGAUCUGAAUGAUUAUUACACGAAACAAGAUAUGUCUGUUUAUGAUGACGUCAAUAACAAUCAAUUAAAUUUAAGGCCCUUAAAUCGUUUAACAUAUCAACAACAAAAACAGCAAGAACAACAGCAUCCGAUAACAUUCAACAAUCAAGAACACAAACAGUUUAUAGCAACAAGUGCCGUUAAUAGCGGUCAACGCGCCAAUAGAUUGGCAACUGCCGACAUUAUUAGUCAUACUAGUAGUAGCAGUGAUUCAAUACAACUGCCCUUACCAGACCUUAUAGCUUCAAAGAGCAAUGAAUUAAUAUCAACAAACAUAUCAUUAAACUUAAGUUCUCCUCUACAAAGCAUUAACGAAAUACUUUGUGGUUUAGACUGCGGCUUAGAGGGUCUUUGCGAUAACACAGAGGGUAUGCCCAGAUGUUUAUGUCCUUUUGGUAAAAAUGGCAAUGACUGCUUGGAAGAUGUUAAAGUACGUGUACCGAAAUUUUCUACACAUUCAUGGCUAGCAUUUCCGGCCUUAAGAGGAGCUUACAAACAUGUGCAGUUACGGAUAGAAUUUCGACCUGAAUCCUUUGAUGGUAUUAUACUCUUGAGCGGUGAACGAGAUGAUUUAACAGGUGAUUUUAUGGCUUUACUCUUAAACAAAGGAUUCAUCGAGUUCUGGUUCGAUUGUGGCAGCGGUGUUGGUAAUGUACGUUCACGUGAAACAAUUCUACUAAAUGAAUGGAAUUCGGUUAUAAUCUAUCGCCAUCGUUGGGAUGCCUGGCUGGUAUUAAAUCAUGGCACUAAAGUUCAAGGACGUUCAAAUGGUUUGUUUUCACGCAUCACUUUUCGUGAACCGGUAUUUUUGGGUGGCACGGGCAACAUAACCGGUUUAACUAAACGUUUACCUAUUUCAAAUGGCUUUGCUGGUUGCAUACGCCGUUUUGUGGCUAAUGCUCACGAUUAUAAAUUUGAAGAGCAUCCUUUAGGUGAUGUCAGCAAAGGAUUUGAUAUACAGGAUUGCGUUACUGACAAAUGCUUUAAAUAUCCUUGUCAACAUGGCGGUAAAUGUUUACCUUCCGAUCAAGGAGCGAUGUGUCUGUGUCCUAUAGGUUUUGUAGGUGAUUUAUGUGAAAUUCGCAUGGAUUUACAGGUUCCUUCCUUUAAUGGUUCCUCAUUUUUGCGUUAUGCUCCUUUAGGCGAUAGUGCCUUAAUAUGGUUGGAAUUAAAGGUAAUUUUAAAGCCAGAGCAAGCGGAUGGUUUGAUUUUAUAUUCGGGCGCUAAACGUCAUGGCGAUUUUAUCGCUUUAGCUUUGACUAAUGGUUUUGUCGAGUUCAUCUUUGAUUUGGGCAGUGGCCCAGCGGUGGUCAGGAGCGAAUAUGCUUUAGCCAUAGGCCAAUGGCAUACAAUACAAAUAUCUCGCACUGCCAGGUUAGCUGUAUUAAAGAUCGAUCAACUACCUGAAAUCAUGACAGUAUCUUCAAAUGGUUUUUGGCAUCUUUCUUUGCCGGAAAAUCUCUUUGUUGGUGGUGUUAAUCAUGUCGACAAAUUGCCUUUAGAUUUAAAAAGCAAACCUUUUCUUGUGGGUUGUAUACAACGUAUUGAGAUAAACGGCCACUCGUUGGCAAUUAUAUCUGAAGCAUUGGGCGGCACUAACAUAGGCAAUUGCCCUCAUGCCUGUGUGGCUCGACCCUGUGGCCCCCUAGCAGAGUGUAUACCGCAGAUGGAAAGUUAUGAAUGUCGUUGUAACAUCUACAACACGCAGUGCAAUAGAGAGGCAGAAUUAUCCUUCAAUAGGUUACGUAAGCAGAAAGUCUUGGCCAAGGAACCGCAAGCAACAAGCAAGUUAGUUGCGGCCAGAGAAGCCAAGCAACAUGGGGAUGACCUAACACAGAAAAGCGGCCUAAAAAUAAAACAAAAACGUUGGCAGCAGCUGGUUGAGAAUAAUGAGAAAAAAAAGAUUGUAAACAAACCUUACACGAGAUGGUAUUUGCAACAGCAUAAAACCGCACAGAGAACAAUGCCAAUCGCCAAAGCAACGGCAACAACAACAAAAACUACUACUACUACUACUACUGCUAAAACAAAGGCCACUAUACCGACAACGCAGACAACAGCACUUACAGACGACACUAUUGAAUCAAUAAAUUGGCAAGCAUUGCAAAGCUUAGAUUUAAUAACAUUUAGCGAUUCCCAAGACCAAGAUAAGGAGGAGAAAGGACGCGAAGACAGUAAAGGCAUGAGUGAAGAAGAUGAAGAUUCUGAUGAAAUUGAAGAUGAUAUCAUAUUUGAGAACGUUAAGGCAAUACGUGAACGUUUACAGAGGGAACGAGAAAAAAAGCAGCAAGAACAACAACAACAACAACAGUAUAAUUACGAUGACAAAAAUGCACAACGAAUUGGAGAGAACAAACACAAGCGCCGAGCAACGAAUCAUCAUCAAAGCAAAAGCUUACACAAACAACACUACCAUCGUUUUCACCCCAAUCACAAAACAACUUUGGAGGAUAAAACUCAGCAUAAGCUAAGUCGUUUGCCAACCCAUUAUGAAAGUUUUCAAGCUAAUACCGGUAGUGACAUAUUGACUUUUGAUGAUCCUAUAAUGGUGGAAGACCAGCUUAGAGAAUUAGCUCCAACGAAAACAGACGAGGCAGAGCCUGACGAAAUUGAUGAUGAGAUUAAUGAUGACAAAUAUCAGCAAAAGACAUUUGUUAUGGAUGCUUCACUGUUUGAUGCUAGCGAUGGCACCGAAGAAUAUCAACGCAAACAAUUUGCUCAGGACAUGAAACGAAUUAUGGCAAACACAAAAGGGCCCUAUGUACCGAAAAUGCCCCAGUUAGUAAUCAGCGAAUAUGAUUAUAGCGAGGAAUUAGAUCUGACCAAACAAAACGAUAGCGAUAGUAAUGAUAACGACAACAAAGAAGAAAGCAAUGCCAAUGAUGGAAUAGUUGUCGAUAAUCUGAAACUUAUAGACGUCGACUAUACGGCCAUAACACCGAAAUUGUUAGAUGAGAACAGAAAACCAACAACCAGUAUAACGACAAGUACACAAACUCAAACUGACUGGAGCUUACUUAGCAAAUUCGAUUUGGACUCCGAUCAACCACAUCAUACUAUUGGAGUCCGCAAAAAUUUUGGUGCUUGUUUUGCCGGACACGACAGCUAUUUCCAUUACAACGAUGCCGAAACGAUGAGCCAAAUCAUUAGCUAUACAAUUGAUUUGAAUUUGCGCAUCAAAACUCGAUCAGACAAUGGAGUGAUCUUAUGGACCGGUAAAGUGGGAUCAACAGAUCGCGAUAAGGAUGAUUAUCUAUCUUUGGGCAUUGAAAAUGGUUACUUACACUUUCGCUAUAAUUUGGGUUCGGGCGAGAUUGAUAUACGAUUUAAUGCUACCAAAGUAAGCGAUGGCUUAUGGCAUCGUGUUCGUGCUAUAAGAGAUUCUCAAGAAGGCUAUUUAGAAGUAGACGGUCGCAAAAGCAACUCGCUGAGAUCUCCGGGCAAAUUACGGCAAUUAAAUACCGAUACAGGUUUAUACGUGGGUGGAAUGCCAGACGUUCAAUAUUUUACCAGGCAACGCUACGCCAGCGGCAUUGUGGGUUGCAUAUCAGAAAUCGUCUUAGCCGGUGAAUUAAAAAUGAGUUUCGAUCCAAAUACACUGGGCACAGCGCACAAUGUAGAAACAGGUUUACUCUGAAAUGAUCUGCCAGCAAUACUUAAAUCCUGAUAUUAGAAUAGAGACUAGAAUCUAGAAAACAACGUAUUCAUUGUUUAAUGAAACAACAAAAACAACAACAACUACAAUAACAAUAAUAAUUUCCGGAAUUAGGAGCAAAAAACGUGGUAAACAAAAAAAUUAAAGCAAAGAUGAAAUAUUUUUCAGUAACUACUGUGUUUGUAUAAAGACGCUUUUAUGAAAAUGAAAAAAA